Nakaseomyces glabratus is the source of this 768-nucleotide messenger RNA. It is a transcript of the gene RPS1A, whose product is annotated as 40S ribosomal protein eS1. The record is from RefSeq and is a predicted model, not a curated record. Gene Ontology annotation, cellular component: ribosome; cytosol. Lineage: Eukaryota; Fungi; Ascomycota; Saccharomycetes; Saccharomycetales; Saccharomycetaceae. Gene Ontology annotation, biological process: translation. Gene Ontology annotation, molecular function: structural constituent of ribosome.
AUGGCUGUCGGUAAGAAUAAGAGACUAUCCAAGGGUAAGAAAGGUCUAAAGAAGAAGGUCGUUGACCCAUUCACCAGAAAGGAAUGGUACGAUAUUAAGGCCCCAUCCACUUUCGAGAACAGAAACGUCGGUAAGACUUUGGUUAACAAGUCCACUGGUUUGAAGUCUGCUUCCGAUGCCUUGAAGGGUAGAGUUGUUGAAGUUUGUCUUGCUGAUUUGCAAGGUUCCGAAGACCACUCUUUCAGAAAGGUUAAGUUGAGAGUUGACGACGUCCAAGGUAAGAACUUGUUGACCAACUUCCACGGUAUGGACUUCACUGCUGACAAGUUGAGAUCCAUGGUCAGAAAGUGGCAAACUUUGAUUGAAGCCAAUGUCACCGUUAAGACCUCCGAUGAAUACAUCAUCAGAGUCUUUGCCAUUGCCUUCACCAGAAAGCAAUCCAACCAAGUCAAGAGAACCGCUUACGCUCAAUCCUCCCACAUCAGAGCUAUCAGAAAGGUUAUCUCUGACAUCUUGACCAGAGAAGUCUCUAACUCUACUUUGGCUCAAUUCACUUCCAAGUUGAUCCCAGAAGUUAUCAACAAGGAAAUUGAAAACGCUACCAAGGACAUCUUCCCAUUGCAAAACGUCCACAUCAGAAAGGUCAAGCUAUUGAAGCAACCAAAGUUCGACUUGGGUUCUUUGAUGGCCUUGCACGGUGAAGGUUCCGCCGAAGAAAAGGGUAAGAAGGUCUCUGGUUUCAAGGACGAAGUCUUGGAAACUGUGUAA